AAUGACAAUGGGAAUUGACAAGAUCAUUUGAAAAGUUGACCAGCCGUUCUCGAAACCCUAGAAGAAUAAUAAUAAUUCCCCGUUUCCUUUCGCCAUUAUCCAACGCCCCUUUUCUUGUCCAUUUCCAUCUGGCUUCCUCCUCUCCUCCUUCUGUUCCUGAAAUUCUCGGCUCAACAUUUUCAUUUCGAUUCGAUUCGAUUCGAUUUUUUUGUUUUUCGCCCCAUUUUUCCAUUCCGUUUCGUUUUCGAAUCCGAAUUUUCAGGUCCGGAGCAGUCAAGAGGAAGCCAGAUAGAUAUACAACCGUCGUUCUUUGAUUUUCAUUUCUUGUUCAUCAACUGAGAUUUGGACGACUUUCGUAAUUUCGAUAUUCGACUGGGAAGCGUAUUUGAUUGAAAUUUUUUCAAUUUUAUUACUCUAGCUUCAAUUCCUGUUUCAUUUGGCUCCCUGUAGUUUGUAUGCUCUUGAUUUGUAUUCUAUAUUCCACGAGUUUUAAAUUUCCAAAUACGUAUGUACAUGCGGUUUUAUGUGAUUUGAGAAUAAGAAAAGGAGGAGACUGAGAGGCUUUGAUUUGAGAUUUGAACCAACAACUUUGUGAUUUCUGAGUUAUUUCAAUGGGGAAGCCAACGGGAAAGAAGAAGGAAAACGUUGGGGAGAAGCCUGGAAAUGCUAAUUCUAAGACUGCUCGGCCCUCUGACCGGAACUCCAAGGCGUUCGAUGAAGAUACGGCGAUCUUCAUAAACAUGUCUCAAGAGCUCAAGGAGGAAGGCAACCGGCUAUUUCAGAAGCGAGAUCAUGAAGGCGCCAUGUUGAAAUAUGAGAAAGCUCUUAAGCUUUUACCCAGAAAUCACAUUGAUGUUGCUCAUCUCCAUAGCAACAUGGCUGGCUGUUAUAUGCAGUUGGGAUUGGGCGAGUAUCCACGGGCGAUUAACGAGUGCAAUUUGGCGUUGGAGGCUCAUCCAAGGUACAGCAAGGCACUGUUGAAGAGAGCAAGGUGUUAUGAGGCUUUGAAUCGGUUUGAUUUGGCGUUGAGAGAUGUGAAUACUGUUUUGAGCUUGGAGCCUAAUAACCUCUCUGCUUUGGAGAUUUUGGAGGGUGUUAAGAAGACAAUGAGAGAAAAGGGUGUUGAUGUUGAUGAGAAAGGAAUCGGUUUGGCCAGCGUAAAGCUACCUCCCGCAGCACAUUUACGAAAGGUAGUUAGAGAGAAACUAAGGAAGAAGAAGAAUAAGAAAGUUGAUGAAAAGACAGAUGAUAAGUUGAUUGUGGAGGAGAAGGUUGAUCAAGUGAUUCAAGUUGAUAAGGUUGAAGUUACUGAAGUUACAAAGAAUACUAUCGAGGAAGACAAAUUGUUCGUUGAACCGAUUGAGGAAAAACCAGUCUCAAAGACGGUGAAAUUAGUAUUUGGAGAAGACAUAAGAUGGGCGCAGUUACCUACAAAUUGCAGCAUGAAAUUGGUGAGUGAGAUAGUUAGAGACAGAUUUCCAAGCUUGAAGGGUGUGCUUGUGAAGUACAGAGAUCAAGAGGGUGAUUUGGUUACGAUAACUACGACGGAGGAGUUGAGGUCGGUUGAAUCAUCCAUUCAGUUGCAGGGUUCACUUAGACUUUACAUCACAGAGGUCAGUCCUGGUCAAGAGCCUGCCUACAAGGAAAUCGAGAACGAGGAGAAGCUUCCAGAGGUUGUUGAUAAAAGAAGAAAUGCAGUGGUGAUGAGUGGAGAUUCAGUAAAUGAUAAAGAGAUUGUAAGGGGAAUGACCACGGUUGAGGACUGGAUAGUACAGUUUGCACGAUUGUUCAAGAACCAUGUUGGGGUUGAUUCCGAUUCAUAUUUGGAUCUUCACGAGCUUGGAAUGAAGCUUUACUCGGAAGCGAUGGAGGACUCCGUAACAGGAGACAGUGCACAGGAACUUUUCGAAAUUGCUGCUGACAAGUUUCAAGAAAUGGCAGCUCUGGCAUUCUUCAACUGGGGCAAUGUUCACAUGUCCAGGGCAAGGAAGCAGGUUUUCCUUCCAGAAGAUGGUUCAAGAGAAACUUUGCUUCUUCGGAUUAAGGAUGCAUACGAGUGGGCACGAAAAGAAUACAAAAAAGCCGAAAUGAGAUACGAAGAAGCUCUAAAUGUAAAACCUGACUUCUAUGAAGGUUUCCUUGCACUUGGGCAGCAGCAGUUUGAGCAAGCUAAGCUUUGCUGGUAUUAUGCAAUUGCUAGCGGAAGCAAAAUCAAUUUGGAAUCGAGCUUCUCCACAGAGGUCUUGCAACUUUAUAACAAGGCUGAGGACAGCAUGGAGAAGGGCAUGCUGAUGUGGGAAGAAAUGGAGGAGCAGCGCCUGAAUGGACUCUCCAAAAGUGAAAAAUACAGAUCUGAGUUGCAAAAAAUGGGAUUGGAAAAACUAUUGAGAGAGAUACCUGCUGAUGAAGCUGCAGAGCUGGCUUCAAACAUGAGAUCGCAGAUAUAUCUUUUAUGGGGCACCUUAUUGUAUGAGCGUUCUGUCGUGGAAUAUAAGAUCGAGCUACCAACCUGGGAGGAAUGUUUGGAGGUAUCGGUGGAGAAGUUCGAACUCGCUGGUGCUUCCCAAACAGAUAUUGCAGUUAUGAUAAAGAAUCAUUGUUCCAAUGAAACUGCACUGGAAGGUUUCGGCUUCAAAAUUGAUGAGAUCGUACAGGCAUGGAAUGAAAUGUAUGAUGCUAAAAGGUGGCAGUUUGGUGUUCCAUCUUUCCGCCUUGAGCCUUUGUUUCGACGCCGGGCUCCAAAACUUCACUUCACUUUGGAGCAUUUUUGAAAGUUUUGUUGUUAAUGGGGGCAUUCUUUAGUGGCAUUUAAAACAAUAUUUCAGUUUCCUUUGCAUCAAAUUUUCUGGUGUUCUGCUUCCCAUAUAGACAAAAGAUUUUUUACGCCAGCCAUUAUCGUUUACUUGGUCAGAGUGUAAGUUUGUUUAUAGUAUUAUUCUUUUGCACUUUCAUUCAAGAGAAGAUUGGCGAUUCAGCAACAAAGAUGUAGUUAUAGAAUUAUUCAUUAUUUAUCAACGAUUUUAUAGGGUGGAUGAAGAAAUUUUAUUUUCAAUUUGAUUUAUGAGAUUGAAUAGAGGGAAUUUGUUGUUUGUGAAAUUUCAAGAGCAGUUUGUUUAUGAUAGAGAUUGUCAAAUUGAUUGUUUUGGAAUUUGAAAGAGUGAUGGAAUGAAUUAUAUAGCUACAACGAA
This is a messenger RNA of Benincasa hispida (wax gourd), 3188 nucleotides long. Its product is annotated as protein PHOX1-like. Gene Ontology annotation, molecular function: protein binding. Lineage: Eukaryota; Viridiplantae; Streptophyta; Magnoliopsida; Cucurbitales; Cucurbitaceae. The record is from RefSeq and is a predicted model, not a curated record.